CCGGCCCUGGCCCAUCGUCUCCUAGCGCCCUCGCCGACGAUGGCGCACAGCCUCACCGGCGCCGCCUCUCCCUUUUGCUGCUGCUCCUACACCGCCGGGCGAGCUACCACCCCGACCGCUCCCUCUAGAAUUCGCAGCCGAGUGCUCGCCUCGGCCUCCCCUCCACAGCCCCGGCCGGCAAUCGAGGGCCGAGGGGUCGAGUUCUCGGUAACGACGCGGCGGGGGCUGGUGCAGCCGGUGCUCAAGGACUGCUCGCUCUGCGUCCCGCCGGGGCAACUCUGGAUGCUCCUCGGCCCCAACGGCUGUGGCAAGUCCACCCUUCUCAAGGUUUUGGCAGGUUUUCAAAAUGCCUCUGCUGGUACAUUGCAUAUUAAUAGGCCCUUCAGCUAUGUAUUCCAAAAUCCUGAUCACCAGGUUGUGAUGCCCACGGUGGAAUCCGAUGUUGCAUUUGGUCUUGGUAAGCUCAAUCUUUCAUUGGAUGAGGUUAGGUCAAGAGUAUCACAAUCUCUGGAUGCAGUUGGAAUGUUGAGCUACUCUCAAAGGCCAAUCCAAACUCUGAGUGGUGGGCAGAAACAGAGAGUCGCCAUUGCUGGUGCUUUAGCUGAAGCAUCCAAAGUCCUUCUACUUGAUGAGCUGACCACAUUUUUGGAUGAAUAUGAUCAGAUGGGUGUUGUCAAGGCGGUGAGGAACUCUGUAACGGCUGGUGGGGAGGUUGCAGCACUGUGGGUGACGCAUCGCCUAGAAGAACUCAAAUACGCAGAUGGUGCUAUCUACAUGGAAGAUGGACGGACAAUUAUUCAAGGCGAUGUCUCUAGUGUAUCCAGAUUUAUAAAGAGGAAACAAGCACGCUACUUUGGUCAUUUUGAGCUCUGAUCCUGGGGAAUCUGAAGCUAUAGGUAGAAUUAUCUGCUGUUGUAUACAUCACUACAUCAGUGUUUGUUGUUUGUAGGCAACACAAAAUUAUGGGUUCUUCGUGAUUCUCAGCUGCACCGUAGGCAAAACGUUGGUACGCAGUGACAUUAACUUGAGUUUCAGUUGACCUUGUUUACUGUUUUCUAAUGUUGGAUGUACACUCAUGUAAGACUAUGGCCUGCUUUGCCCUAAAAAAAUACUACAGUGUGUUUUCUUCAGUA
Messenger RNA from Lolium rigidum, 1133 nucleotides. Its product is annotated as ABC transporter I family member 10. Gene Ontology annotation, molecular function: ATP binding; ATP hydrolysis activity. Bases 40 to 873 code for a protein of 277 amino acids. The record is from RefSeq and is a predicted model, not a curated record. Lineage: Eukaryota; Viridiplantae; Streptophyta; Magnoliopsida; Poales; Poaceae. The transcript has 5 exons. Gene Ontology annotation, cellular component: chloroplast envelope; membrane. Gene Ontology annotation, biological process: transmembrane transport.